Messenger RNA from Paramisgurnus dabryanus, 2620 nucleotides. It is a transcript of the gene gja9b, whose product is annotated as gap junction protein alpha 9b. Gene Ontology annotation, molecular function: gap junction channel activity. Gene Ontology annotation, cellular component: connexin complex. Gene Ontology annotation, biological process: cell-cell signaling. NCBI's taxonomy places the organism in Eukaryota, Metazoa, Chordata, Actinopteri, Cypriniformes, Cobitidae. The record is from RefSeq and is a predicted model, not a curated record.
UUACACAAAGAAUUACAUUCAGGUGAGUUGAAUUCAAAUGUAAAUGUGUGGUCAGUAAUGCUCAUUUGAUCAAGCUAAGAACAUAACAUCUCACGCACUUAAUGUUUGGAAGAAACUGAAAACACUGUUUUAGAUGUUGCAAACCUAUCAUAUUUUCAGAUAUCCCAUAAUCCACCGCCUCACAAGAAUCUAAUCGGUCUUGAGCCGUAUAAGCAGCAGUCAUAGAAAUGUCACGGCUCUGUCUGGCCAUCAAUUUCUUAAAAUGGAUUUGAAAAACAUGCUGGGGGACUGAAUGGGAAGAGAGCUGCUCAUGUAUGAAAUCUGAAUUUAUAAGCAUGACAGGGUGAAGAAUUGGUACUGAAGCAACCCAACCGGAUAUUUACUACCUAAUCUCCUAAGAAAGUUAUUUGGAGUGACGAGGUUGUGAUGCUCGUGUAAAGAUGGGAGACUGGAACUUCCUGGGCGGAAUUCUAGAAGAGGUGCACAUCCACUCCACAAUGGUGGGAAAGAUUUGGCUCACCAUCCUCUUCAUCUUCCGCAUGCUGGUGCUGGGCGUCGCGGCCGAGGACGUCUGGAACGACGAACAGUCGGACUUCAUCUGUAACACAGAGCAGCCCGGCUGCCACAACGUCUGCUACGACCGUGCCUUCCCCAUCUCGCUGAUCCGCUUCUGGGUUCUGCAGGUCAUUUUUGUCUCCUCGCCCUCGCUGGUUUACAUGGGCCAUGCCAUUUACCAGCUGCGUGCCCUGGAAAAGGAGCGUCACUGCAAGAGAGUGGCUCUCAGGAGAGAGCUGGAGACAGUGGAUGCAGAGCAUGUUGAACCUCGCAGGCGCAUUGAGAGAGAACUGCGACAGCUGGAGCAGGGGAAGCUCAACAAAGCCCCUCUCAGGGGCUCACUGCUGCAGACAUACGUGGCGCACAUCGUGACUCGUUCGCUGGUAGAGGUUUGCUUUAUGAUGGGCCAGUACCUGCUUUACGGUCACCACCUAGAGCCAUUAUACAAGUGCAACAGAGAACCGUGCCCCAACGUGGUGGACUGUUUCGUCUCUCGACCCACAGAGAAGAGCGUGUUUAUGGUGUUCAUGCAGGGUAUCGCUGCCGUGUCCUUGUUCCUCAGCCUGCUGGAGAUCCUCCAUCUAGGGUACAAAAAACUGAAAAAGGGAAUUCUGGAUUAUUAUUCCCACCUGACAGAUGACCUGGCUGACUAUUACAGUAACAAGUCCAAGAGGAACUCGGUGGUACAACCGAGCCAUGGACGCAAAGCCACUAUACCAACAGUUCCCAGUGGAUUAACACUCCUGGAGAAACAGGGCAACGGACCCACGUAUCCCCCCCUCAUAAGCCCAUUAUCUGCUUUCCUUCCAAUACAGAGUCACUCUGGACCAUCGGAAGUAAAUAUUCAGCGGGAUAAUAGGAAGAUUGUGCCGAGUCCUAUGGAAAGUAACAGCAAUUGCAACGACACUAGCAGUGAAACUCGCUCUACGCCUGUGCAAAAACCCGCUCACCCAGAGCGGUCCACACCUGUCUCGCAGCACCUGGGAUCCAGAAGCUCAGAUUUCUCCACCCUCUCCAUAACGGAUACGAUUACCUGCCCGGUGGUGGUGCGCAAGACCCGGAGAUUAAGCCCACCCUGGAACUGCAGCACAGUUAUGGAGGGCAACGGUUCAGACACCGGAGACUCCAACAGCGAGAUAACAAACCAGGUGACGAGACCUCGCUGUGGCAAAACUGACCCGAGGAGACCCAGCAGAACACAAACGCCAGACUCUGUGGCGCAACUCGGCUCACCGCACCACAGUUCUGUAGAAAGUCCCACGUUUUCACCCAACCGACGAACAUCAUUAGCAAGCACCAGCAGCGGCAGCAGACGAGCUGCGAAUGACCUGCAGAUAUGACCUUCAGUUUCUGUGUCCAAUCAGAGUCAUUUAAGAGCAUUCUGCUUAGUCUUUUUAAGGAAUUCCAAGACAUCCAAAUGUCUACAGUUUGUGUAACUGGGUUUUUAAUACUAGGCUUCCAUCUUUGCAGUCUAGGUCUUUGCAGCCAUUUUAGAAUGAGGAAUGACGGCUGACAUUACUAACAGACAUAUCUCAGUAUACCAUACGGUGAUGUGUCUAUUGAUCUCUGCUGAACUGUAUGAUUUUAUACUUUCUAGUACACUUGUUGCUCUUUGUUUAGGACCUGGAAUGCCCACUGCUGUCCCACUCUCAUACUUAACUUACUUGUGCUGGACAUGUGGAGGUGUAUCAGGCAUUCGACAAACAAGAUUUUAAAAAUAUAAAUUUACUGAACUUGGUUUUCUUUUUCCGUAUUCCUAAAGAUUCUAAGAAUCCUCUCAAAAAACUCCUAAUUUAGCGUAGGAGUCUUAGCUUGAGAGCGAUUCGGGACUGAUCUGAGAGCAACUCUGAGUAAGGAAAAGACAAAAACUUUUAUCUUACUGAGGAGGUGGGGUUGACCCUGUUGCUACGUGUGACACAAUCUUUUGAAGACUGUGAUUGGUAGGUUGUCCAAGAAGGAAGAAAAAGAGUGCUUUUAAGUACAGGAUCUAUUAUUAGCCAUCAAUUUGAACUUACAGUUAUAAUUUUACCUAUUAUAUAAUUAAUUAUAUCUUUUUUUUUAUGUA